This is a messenger RNA of Rangifer tarandus platyrhynchus (Svalbard reindeer), 948 nucleotides long. Lineage: Eukaryota; Metazoa; Chordata; Mammalia; Artiodactyla; Cervidae. The record is from the annotation of a GenBank genome assembly.
AUGUACAGCCUUGGCAAGGAGAACCACAGCUCUGUCUCUGAGUUCAUCCUCCUUGGCUUCUCCAGUGAGUCUCAGGUCAGAAUGGCUCUGUUCACGUUCUUCCUUCUUCUCUACUUUAUCACCAUUUUGGGCAAUGGACUCAUCAUCACCCUGAUCUACUUGGAUACACACCUCCACACACCUAUGUACUUCUUUCUCAGCAUCCUCUCCCUGGUAGACAUGAGCUAUGUCACCACCACUGUGCCCCAGAUGUUGGUUAAUCUGGUAUAUCCAGGGAGGACCAUUUCCUGGGGAGCUUGUGCAGCCCAGAUGUUCAUCUUCUUGAUCCUGGGCAUUGCUGAGUGUGUCCUCUAUGCCAUUAUGGCCUAUGACAGGUACGUGGCCAUCUGCCACCCUCUCCGGUAUAAGGUCAUCAUGAGCCGCUGGAUGUGCCUUCUCAUGGUGGGCAUCUGUGCAGCCGAUGGUGUGGUGGGUGGUCUGUCCUAUACCUUCGUUGCUAUGCACCUUCCCUACUGUGGUCCUAAUGAAAUUGACCACUACUUCUGUGAGGCUCCUGCAGUCCUGAAGCUGGCCUGUGCAGACACAUCCCUCAAUGACUUGGUGGACUUCAUCACAGGCUUCAAUGUCAUUGUGGUCCCACUUUCCUUGACUGUCCUUGUCUAUGUCAACAUCUUUGCCACCAUCAUGAAGAUCCGCUCAGCUCAAGGACGGAUCAAGGCCUUCUCCACAUGUACCUCCCACAUCACUGUGGUUACCAUGUUUGCUAUUCCAUGUAUCAUCACAUACAUGAGCCCUGGCUCUGACUCCUUGUCAAACAAUGGCAAGAAAAUGGCCCUUUUCUAUAACAUUGCCACAGCCUUCCUCAACCCUGUCAUCUACAGUCUGAGGAAUAAGGACGUGAAAAAUGCUUUCCUCAAAUUGAUGGGAAGGGGCAGGGCCCCAGAGUGA